Dictyostelium discoideum AX4 is the source of this 2937-nucleotide messenger RNA. RefSeq lists its product as hypothetical. The coding region runs from base 1 to 2937 and encodes 978 amino acids. The transcript is spliced from 7 exons. The record is from RefSeq and is a predicted model, not a curated record. Lineage: Eukaryota; Evosea; Eumycetozoa; Dictyosteliales; Dictyosteliaceae.
AUGGUAUCGAUAAAUCAAAAUUUUAAGCUACCUAUCUCAAUGAACUCUCAACCUAUACAAAUACAACAACAACAAUUUAAACAACCACAACAACAACCACAACAAAAAUCAAAUAGUUGUUUUAGCGACCAAGAGAAUUAUCCAGCAAAUAUUCAACCAAGCUCCUCGACAUCAUCAUCCUCAUCAUCAUCGAUCCAUAUAACUAAAUCAAUGGUAAUCAGACCACCACUUGAAUCAAAUCAACCACAACCACAACAACAACAACAGCAACAACAAACAUUACAACAAAUUCAUCAUCAACAAGUUCAAUUACAGCAACAACAAUCACUUCAAAUGCAGCAACAACAAUUACAACAACAACAACAACAACAACAACAACAACAAAUGCCACCACCACAAUCACUACCAAAUAAAUCCAAUGAACCACAGGAGCCAAUUGUUGUUUAUGAAACUAUUAGAUCAGGUGAUUCAAAAAGGUUAAAAGAAUAUAGACAAGGUGAAUUUUUAGGAAAGGGUGGAUUUGCCAAAUGCUAUUUAAUGACAGAAGUUGAAACUAAUCGUAUUUAUGCCGCAAAAAUCAUUCCAAAAUCAACUCUCCAAAAGACCCGUGCAAGAUCAAAGUUAAAAAGCGAAAUUAAGAUCCACAGCUCACUCUCUCACGAAAAUAUUGUAAAGUUUGAACAUUGUUUUGAAAAUGAAGAAAACGUUUAUAUUUUAUUAGAAUUAUGUAAUCAAAAGACUGUUAUGGAUAUUCACAAGAAAAGAAAAUAUUUAAUGGAAUAUGAAACUAAAUAUUAUGUCUAUCAAGUAAUUAUGGCAGUUCAAUAUCUUCAUAAUAAUAAUAUCAUUCACAGAGAUCUUAAAUUGGGUAAUCUUUUCAUUGACAAUAUGAGAAUUAAAUUGGGUGAUUUUGGUCUUUCAACAAAAGUUGAACAUGGUGAAAGAAAAAAAACAAUUUGUGGUACACCCAAUUAUAUAGCACCAGAAAUUUUAGAUAAUUCAAAUGGUCAUUCAUACGAAGUUGAUGUCUGGUCAAUUGGUAUCAUUUUAUAUACAUUAUUAAUUGGUAAACCACCAUUUGAAACAUCAGAUGUGAAGCACACCUAUCAAAGAAUUAAACAAAAUCAAUAUUCCUUCCCUGAUGAACCAAUAAUAUCUCAUUAUGGUAAAAGUUUAAUUAUUUCAAUUUUAAAUCCUGUUCCUGAACAAAGACCAAAUUUAACCCAAAUUUUAGAACAUGACUUUUUUACUUAUUCGCCAAUUCCAAAAUAUUUACCAGUUUCUUCAUUGACAACUGCACCAUCACAAUCAACAAUCAAUCAAAAUAUGGGUCGUCCAUUAUCAGAGAAAACAAAUAUUGUCAAUCAACAACAUUUGCAACUUGCUGGUACCACUUCACCAACUAAAAAUAAUAAUCACCAUUAUCAACAAUAUCAACAACAACCACAACAACAAUACAAUAAUAACUAUCAACAAUCAUUUUCACCAAAGAAACAAAUUAACAAUAUGAAUAAUAAUAAUAAUAAUAAUAAUAAUAAUAAUAAUAAUAAUAAUAAUAAUAAUAAUAAUAAUAAUAAUAACCUCAAACAAUAUAAUUAUAGCAAUAAUAAUAUUAAUUAUAAUAACAACAACAAUAACAUCAACAAUCAAUUUGCAAAUCUUUCACCAAAUUCUCAACAAAAACUAUCAGAAGUUGAAAAUGACGACUUUCAUUAUAGAAAAUUGAGAAGAUUAGAAAAAAUGAAAGAAAAUGACUUAAAAACACAAUUAUUAAUAAAACAACAAUAUACAAAUAUGAAUGAGAAUCAACAACAACAACAACAACAACAACAACAACAACAACAACAACAACAACAACAACAAAGAGUGAAUAAUAAUAUUAAUAAUAAUGGUAAUACAGUAACAGUGACCACAGGAAAUAAUACAGUUAAUGUUCAAAUUAAGGAAUUGGAGACAAAGAUUGCAAAUAAUCAUAUUUCAGACUCACCACCAGUUUCAUCGAAUAAUAAUUAUCCACAACAAAUUCAAAAACAACAACCAAAUUUUAAUAAUGAAUUUUAUUUAGGUAUGCCAAAUAAUUUGGUGUAUAUUUCUCAAUACGCUGAUUUUACAAAUAAAUAUGGUUUGGCUUAUGUGUUAUCAAAUAGUUAUGUUGGUGCUUAUUUUAAUGAUUCUACUAAAAUUGUUACUUUAAUCGAAAGCGAAAUUGCAUAUUAUAUGGAACAUGCAAAAGGUACAGAUGGUGAUGGUAGAAGAGUUUUAAAUGUUACUCAACAACAUCCACAUGAUACACAGAAAAAAGUCACAUUAAUUAAAUACUUUUUAAAUCAUUUCACAAAUUCUGAUACAACCAAUUUAUUAAUUAAUACUGGUGCAACAUCAUCAUCAAUCAAUAAUAACAACAACAACAAUGUAGAAAAUGUAACAAAUAACAAUAAUAAUAAUAGUAAUAAUAGUAGUAAUAUCAAUCCAAUUUAUGUAAAGAAAUGGAUAAAAUUCGAUAAUGGUAUUGCAUUUAGAUUAAGUGAUAAAACGAUUCAAGUAAACUAUUUGGAUAAGUCAAGAAUUAUCGUUUCCAGUAAAGAUAUGGUUACAUUUGUUCCAUAUAGAGGACAAAUUAUCACUGGAACUUUAAAUUACUUUAAAAAUGGCGAUAAAAAGAUCUCGGAAAAAAUUAAAUAUAUUUAUGGUACUUUAUCAAAUAAUUUAUAUAGUAAAAAACCUGAAUCUUCUUUUCAACAACUUCCUCAACAACAAUAUCAACAACCACAACAUUAUCAACAACAAACACAACAACCACAACCACAACCACAACAACAACAACUGCCACAACAACUACCACAACCACAACAAUCACCAGCAAAACAACAUCAAUACCAACCAAAUCAAAUUCAAUACCAGCAAUCAAUUCCACAACCACAAUUAAUUAACCAAUAA